UAGAGGACUCUGGGUACGAGAUUGUAAUCAAAAUGGCUGAUGCUGAGUACGAGAGCGUUCUAUGCGUUAAAAAUGAAGUUUUUAUCUACAGAAUACCGCCACGUACUUCGAGUAGAGGAUAUAGGGCUGCUGACUGGAAACUUGAAAACCCAGAUUGGACUGGAAGAAUGAGGAUUUGUUCUAAAGGAAAAGAAUGCUAUAUUAAAAUAGAAGAUAAAGUUAUGGGUGAAUUGUUUGCAAAGUGCAAUGUAGAUGACUAUCCUGGAAUUGCAGUAGAAGCGGUCCUUGACAGUAGUAGAUAUUUUGUCCUUAAGAUUGAAGAUGCAGACACAGGUCGCCAUGCCUUUAUUGGUCUGGGAUUUUCUGAUAGAGGCGAUGCAUUUGAUUUCAAUGUUGCAUUACAAGAUCAUUUCAAAUGGGUGAAAAAAAGUGAAGAAAUUGAAGCUGAAAAAAGUUUCCCUCAACCUGACCAACCCAAGCUGGACUUGGCCUUCAAACAAGGACAAACAAUACACAUCAAUAUAGGGAAUAAAUCAUCUACAAGUAAACCGAAGGCUGCUGGUGGCGCAUCUGGCAUUCUUGUCCCACCUCCACCCCCAGGGAUUACUGCCAAACCUCCAAAACUAGCCCCUCCCCCAUCAUCUGGUGGUUCAGCAUCACCGUUGUCAUCCAGAAAAGUUCAACAAACACAACCUCAGCCUACUGUCUCAAGUGCUCUGUUCUCGGAAUUCUCAGAGUUUGCUCCACCAACACAUAGCCAACAGCCAGCAUCUAAUGUAAAUGAAUGGGGGGAUUUUACGUCUGCAUCUACGUCACAAGGUUCUAAUAAUUCAGGUGACUGGGUUCAGUUUUGAACAAUCAAGGAUUCCGGGACAUCCAAUGAAUACAAUGUGUAACGCAAAAAUGGAAUCUUAAUAUGCAUAUUAUUGAAUGAUUUUCUUAAAAAAAGCGCACACAGCCAUCUUAGAUUUUCACAGAUACAAACUCACAGACACAAAAAUAAUAUUGAAUUACGUAGAAGAAUUAAACAUUUCUAAAUAUUAUCAUUAUCUAAAUGAGCUAAUUAUACACAAGAGUCUUUCAAGUAUACUUUUUAGUAUACAUUUUAGUCGAUAGGUUUUGGGUUCUUUUUUCUUUUUUUAAAUUUAUUUUUUUCCCCUGCUAUUUUUGUUUGUAAUUCUAUUGGCCACAUUUCUGCUAAAAAUUCUAAGGUUUUGGCUGGCAUGAUCAUUUCAAAAGGGAAGUUGUAUUUCCGUUAGCUUAAGAAAUGGCGAAGGAUAGGAUAUAAAGACGGAACGUUCCCUUGCGAGGCUCCAGUAAAACAAUUUCCAUAUAUGCAUUAAAAUAGUGUUAGAAYCUUUUUAAAUUAACAGUACGAUAGAUUUCACCUAUAUGGAACUUGAUUUACGUUACCAUCAAAGCUAAGUGAUUUUCAGUUUUGCAAAAGGGUGGCUGUUUUAGGAUUUUCCAAUCUAAGGCCCAGUCUAAACGGCGAUUUUCACGUGUGUGGAGUCUGAAUUCAAACAAUAGGUUUUGCUCAUUUGCAUUGGAUAAAUGGACCAAAUCCUAGACCUGUCACUCACACACUACCACUACAUUUGAUAUUCUAUGCACACAACUCAACUCGGGUUGAUUUUUACGGAGGGAGGAAUACCGGAGAACAACCCUCGUGUCAAGGUAGAGAACAACACAUUAAACAAACUAAACUCACUCAGGGCUCGAACCCGUAUCACAGCGGUGUUUGGCGAGAGGUAAAUCACUAAGAAACCCAUGCCACACGUGAAAUUCAACGUUCAAACUCGGCCUAACUUACAAAUAUUUUUUCGUUACUUGUCCUAAAAAUAAUUAUGUAAUACACCAAUAUGUUGCAUGUUGUAGACACGAUUAUUUGACCAGAGUUUCAAUAAAAUAUAACGAAUGAUGAA
This is a messenger RNA of Actinia tenebrosa (Australian red waratah sea anemone), 1925 nucleotides long. RefSeq names its product adaptin ear-binding coat-associated protein 1. Gene Ontology annotation, biological process: endocytosis. Gene Ontology annotation, cellular component: membrane; clathrin vesicle coat. Lineage: Eukaryota; Metazoa; Cnidaria; Anthozoa; Actiniaria; Actiniidae. The record is from RefSeq and is a predicted model, not a curated record.